Messenger RNA from Vicia villosa (hairy vetch), 1488 nucleotides. RefSeq lists its product as uncharacterized. The transcript has 3 exons. The coding region runs from base 1 to 1488 and encodes 495 amino acids. Lineage: Eukaryota; Viridiplantae; Streptophyta; Magnoliopsida; Fabales; Fabaceae. The record is from RefSeq and is a predicted model, not a curated record.
AUGAACGCCAUCUUGAAAAGGGCGCAGGCUUUCAUCUCCUUCGAGGAAGGCGAAGCGGCCGCAGUCAAAGCAUCAAGGGGAAAUGGCGUUACUCGAAGCUCGAGCCAAGACCCGUCCGCCGCGCCCCGAGCAAACGAGAGAAAGAGGGACGACAGGUCCCGCGACACAAAGGAGCGCAGAGGGCCAGCAGGGCGUUUCAACGACUAUACCCCCUUGAAAGUUUCACGCGAGAAGAUCCUGGCCGAGUGCAUAAACGCCGAAUUCAGAAACUCCAACAUCAGGCCCCCGAAGCCGAAUCCCUCCCGGCCGGGGACCGACAAGUCCAAAUACUGCAAGUAUCACAAGAGCCACGGGCACCUGACGGAUGAGUGCAUACACCUGAAGGACGCCAUCGAGACACUGAUCAAAGAGGGUCACCUUUCUAAGUACACAAAGAGAGGAAACCCUCCCAGAAGGAAUGACCGUCGGAGCUCCGACGAGGGCAACUCCCCGAAUGCCAGGCCGCUGCAGGUGGCGUUAUCCGUCACCCGAACAGAAGACUUCAUACCCUCGGUCGGAGUGACAUCUGCCCUCAGCGUCUGGGAAGGGUUCCCGACAGCAAUGCUGAUAUCCAACGGCGGGGACCCUGGCUCCCUCACAAUCGGCUCCGUGAAAAGGAAGUUCGACGAGUUGAUCAGCACCACCACGGACCUGACCCCGACCCUGAGGAGGUUCAAAGGGAGGUCAGAACCGAUCACUUUCUACUUGGAGGAGCUACCCGGCGGCGCCCCGAACGCCACAAUCCCACUGCUCCUGGACGACUCACAUCUCACUCCUUACGUGGGAUCCGACCUCCAAGGAUUCAACGGAACAACCACAAAGCCGUGGGGUUACGUCGAACUGCUCGUCUCCUUCGGGGAGGGGGAAGCUUCCAGGCAAGUCAAGACACGGUUCUUGGUGAUAAACUGCAAGACCCUCUACAACUGCAUCAUCGGGCGCCCCACUUUGGCCGAACUCACUGUCGUUCCCUCAACCGUUCAUCUGAAAAUGAAGUUCUAUACGAAGAGGGGACGAGUAGUCACUGUCAAUGCCGACAUCGAAGCUGCUAGGAGGAUAUUCGACGCAUCGGUAAAGGGACUGGAGCUAAUCGCCCCACCCUCCAGCUCCAACAAAAAACCAAGGGCUGAAGAUAAAUUCCCUCCUGAAGAUCGGCAGACGACCACAGACGUCAGCUCAGUCGACCUCGACGCUCGGUUCACAGAAGAAGAGCUAAAGAACGGCGAAGAGCCACAGCCGAAGACAGCUCACCCUAUCCGGCCCAUUCCAGACGGGGAUUUCGAGCUCAUUCCUCUGGGUGACAACCCCAACAAGGCUGUGAAGAUCGGCAAGAACAUCCCGGAUACACCGAGGAAGCAGCUCAUAGCUUCCCUGAGGAACAAUGCCGACUUGAAAGUUAUCAAAACACGAGCAUACAACGAUAACACUGAAGGUGCAGAUAAACAGAUAUAA